Molecule: messenger RNA, 2114 nt
Organism: Brienomyrus brachyistius
Lineage: Eukaryota; Metazoa; Chordata; Actinopteri; Osteoglossiformes; Mormyridae
Exons: 2
Coding region: 32-832 (266 amino acids)
Molecular function (GO): 2-oxoglutarate-dependent dioxygenase activity; methyltransferase activity
Source: RefSeq, a predicted model, not a curated record
GAAACAGCUGUGUAAUACCAGUCAUUGUGCAAUGCUCAGCCUGCUGCUCUUUACCCUGCUGACACAUGACUGCACACCGACCUACAGCUCCAACCACCUUGUGAAAUUUGCAGACGACACAACGCUGGUGGGGCUCAUCACCCAGGGCGAAGAGACCCACUACAGGAAAGAGGUUGAGCUCCUGACCACGUGGUGCAGAGACAACAACCUCCUGCUAAAUGUUAGCAAGACCAAGGAGGUUAUUGUCAACUUCCAGAGAGGCCACACCUGUUACCACCCAUUGACCAUCGACGGCGCCGCUGUCGAGAGGGUGAGCAGCACCAAGUUCCUGGGGGUGCACAUCAGUGAGGACCUCUCCUGGACUACCAACACUGCAUCACUGGCCAAGAAAGCACAACAGCGCCUCUACUUCCUGCGCAAACUCAAGCGGGCAAGUGCUCCACCACCCAUCCUGACCACAUUCUACAGAGGAACCAUUGAAAGCAUCCUUUCCAGCUGCAUCACUGUGUGGGGUGGUAGCUGCACUGCAUACAACAGGAAAGCUCUACAACGCAUUGUGAGAACAGCUGAGAGGAUAGUUGGUGGACCACACCCCUCCCUGCAAGACAUCUACACCACCCGCCUCACCCGCAAAGCCAUCACAAUUGUCAACGAUGCAACCCACCCCGCACACUGUCUCUUCAGCCUCCUGCCCUCUGGAAAGAGAUACAGAAGUCUCCGCUCCCGCACUACCAGGCUCACCAACAGCUUCAUCCACCAGGCGGUGAGACUGCUGAACUCUCUCCCCUCCCGGCUCCCAGCCAGCAGAAUCACCAGACUGGCAGGAGUAUAGGAAGACAGACUGGACUGUACCCCCCACCCACGCACACUCCCCAACAAGGAAACAAACACUCUGAACUAAGAACUAAAAAACAACACUCUUGACUGAAAAUAACUACCUCUGCAUUGCAAAUUGCACACACCUGCUGCUAUAUAUUUAUAUUGUAUUAUAUUUAUACCAGUAUUUAUAUUACUGCUACUGCUGCUACAAUCUUGUGCUGCACUAAAACAAAAAACCCUUACCAACCACAACCUGGGACUAUCUCAAGUAGACUAGUAUACUACUGUGCACACUGCUGGAACACUUUACUAUAUGUUAUGUUUUUGUCUUGUUAUAUCCUGUAUGUUACCUAAGUAUAAUGCCUUAAGCCUACUUGCACUUUUUAAAAAAAAAAAUUUUAAUAUUACCUUAUUGUUUAGAACGGUUUUUGUGUGCAUCUGCACUUAUUGUUGUCAAUGUCUACGCAUGGGACAGUGUGAAACGUAAUUUCGCUUCCUUUGUAUGUCAAGUACAUUUGAAGGAAUUGACAAAUAAAACUGACUUUGACUUUGACUUUGAGGUCUGCAGGAAUCCACCAGGGGGCGUAGAAGCAGAGAGCUGUCAGAAGCUGCAUGGUGCACUGAGGGCAAAAUUCUGGUGCAUUCCUCUUUUCAAUUUAUCCUGUAAAGGAGGCUCAUUAUUUCACCCCAGGCCAGCCCAUAUUUCUCUGAAUUGUUCAUUACUUAGAUAGCCCAUGGGGUUCAUGGCAAAAUAGCAUUUAGACAAGCAACUUGACUUCCUUCAGCUGACUUGCACAAUUCUCUGUCAUUGCUUGUGAUGAGGGUUGAUUCACCUUCCCAAUUUAAAACAUGUGACUGAACACAUAGCAAGUUUGAUUGCUUCACUUAUGAUGUAGCGUACAAGGGAGUUCAGAACGUAUGAAUUGUGCCCCAUUCCAUUCAUCACGUGGAUUUUGUAUUGACAUGGCCACGUCCUGUAAGAUGCUGAACUGGAAUGAGAGUAAGAAGAAAUUAAUUUGAAUUCAAUGCAAUCAUGCAAUAUAUGAAUGUCAUUUAAUCUAGCAAAACAAAUUACGUAACAUUUACUUCCAAGAUUGGUAGAGGUAUAUUAUUGACCUAAAAUAUGUACUAAUGAUUGAACUUUAUAUUUGCAUGAUUGUAAGAUAAUUGUGUAGCUGUAUGUAGCUGUUUUAUCUUGUUCUUACAAUAUGCAUUUGGUUUAUAUCAGCCCUCUAAGUCCCUUUCCAUGUGCAUAUAUUUAUUGUUUUCGCAUAUUAAACUGUUGAUGUAUGUUA